Paraphaeosphaeria sporulosa is the source of this 1323-nucleotide messenger RNA. RefSeq lists its product as uncharacterized. Gene Ontology annotation, biological process: intracellular calcium ion homeostasis. Gene Ontology annotation, molecular function: enzyme regulator activity. Lineage: Eukaryota; Fungi; Ascomycota; Dothideomycetes; Pleosporales; Didymosphaeriaceae. The record is from RefSeq and is a predicted model, not a curated record. The coding region runs from base 1 to 1323 and encodes 440 amino acids. The transcript is spliced from 3 exons. Gene Ontology annotation, cellular component: endoplasmic reticulum membrane.
AUGCCCUCCGACCUACGGCCCGACGUCGACCGCGAGCGGGACGGCCGUUCGCUGUCGCCGCUGCUCGGAUCGCACAAGCGCGAUGACGAGGGGACCGAGAGCAGCAUGAGCAGGAGCACGCACACGUUCCACGAGCGGGACCCCGCGAGCCAGGCCCAUCUCGAGACGCGGCGGAGAUAUACGUAUGCCGCCAUCUUUCUGGCGCUGAGCCUGGUCAGCUUCACCGUGCAGACGGAGACGGCCGUGUACAUCCAGCACGAGCUGAAGUGGGAGAAGCCGUACUGCAUGCUCUACAUGACCCAUGGCUCCUGGAUCAUCCUCUGGCCACUCCAACUCGCCUUCAUGCGCCUACAGGACCUCUCCACCCCCUUCUCCACCUUCUGGCGCCGCCACGUCCAGCUCCUCCGCCAGACUGCCCUCAUGGUCCAGCACCAGACCCUCCACCCCUCCCCGCGCCAGUCCCAGAUCUCCCCCGUGCGCUACAUGCUGCGCAUGACCGCCUUCAUCACCUGCGCCCUCACCGUCGCAGGCGGCAGCUGGUACCUCGCCGUCAACCUCACCACCGCCUCAGACCUCACCGCGAUAUACAACUGCAGCGCCUUCUUCGCCUACGCCUUCAGUAUCCCCCUGCUAAAAGAGAAAGUCCGCACAAACAAGAUCCUCGCCGUCGCAAUCGCCAUCCUCGGCGUAUUCGUCGUCGCCUACGGCGACACAACCCCUGCAAAGCAGGGCGGCAAGUCGGGCGGCGGCGCAGGCGGCGAAAAAGCUCCGCCGACGCACGUGGCGGAGAACCGCGCGCUGGGCAACAUGAUCAUCGGGGUGGGGUCGGUGCUGUACGGCUUCUACGAGGUGCUGUACAAGCGGCUCGCGUGUCCGCCCGAGGGGUGUGCGCCGCACCGGGGGAUGGUGUUUGCCAACACGUUCGGCAGCCUGAUUGGGCUGUUUACCAUCUGCGUGCUGUGGGUGCCGCUGCCGGUGCUGCACUACAUGGGGUGGGAGACUUUUGAGCUGCCGCACGGGGAGCAGGCGUGGAUGAUGGCGAUUAGUGUGUUUGCGAAUGCGACGUUUUCGGGCUCCUUUCUCAUCCUCAUCUCCCUCACCUCGCCCGUGCUCUCCUCCGUCGCCGCCCUCCUCACCAUCUUUAUCGUGGCCAUCGUCGACCAGCUGCUGCCCCCACCGCUCAACAGCCCGCUUACCCCGGCCGCGCUCGUCGGCGGCCUGCUCAUUAUUGGCGCGUUUUUCUUGUUGUCCUGGGCGACGUACUGGGAGAUGGACGAGGAGCGGCGCAUGAAGUUGGAGGUUGAGAGCGAUGUUGAUGACUAG